Messenger RNA from Naegleria gruberi, 1674 nucleotides. RefSeq lists its product as uncharacterized. The coding region runs from base 1 to 1674 and encodes 557 amino acids. NCBI's taxonomy places the organism in Eukaryota, Heterolobosea, Eutetramitea, Acrasida, Naegleriidae. The record is from RefSeq and is a predicted model, not a curated record. The transcript has a single exon.
AUGCAUGAGGAAGAUCCUGCUCAGGACUCUGCAACCAAUGAAUUGUCAGUUGUUACAAAAUUGACAGAUUUGAUCGACCAAUCAACAAGUCAUCAUAAUUGUCUUGUGAGAUUUUAUGAGGAUUUUUGUGGUUAUUUGAAGGAUGAUGACGAUUCUCUCUUCUCAUCUCCAAAUACUUCUCCAAAAUCAUCUGCCAGUAAUCCAUUGAUUGUUGAGUCACCAAUGACAAGUCCAAUGACACCUCUUUCACCAAGAAAACAUUCAUCCAAUCAAUUAUUGAAAAGAAAGAGAAACCAUUUGACUAGCUUUGUGGAUUUUUGCCUAUCAAAGAAGGUUCUUUCCGUGGAAUUUAUUAUUGACCUUGCUAAACAAUUCCACUCUGAAAUUUCAGUGAAAGAUAAUAGAUAUUUACUCAAGUCUUUUAAGGAAAGUUUCACAGGAAAGGAUUCAACAUUAUUGAUUAGUCAGAUCAUUAAGGCAGAGACAAUUGUGGAGUCAAAUAAUGGGUUUGGACUUUCUCAAUCCGAUGAGAUUAGACUAUUCAGUCAAUGCUUUUGUCAAAUCUUGUUGAAUUACAAAUUUAUUUUCCACAUGACUCACAAGAAACAAUUCAAAGAUUCCAAUAAUUCAUUUUAUGGACUUUGUAAAAAUUUGAAACAAGCAGAGUCUGAUUUUAGAAAUGAUUACUCGGCCAAAAUCCAAACACCAUCAACCCCAACUUCCAAAUUGGAAGCUAAUAGUUCACAUUCCAAUUCUUUCAGAAAGUCAAUUUCACUUGCCUUAUCACUUAACUUGAAGAAAGUUCACGAAAGUAAAGAAGUUAAAGAAGCAGAGGAAAGUGAAGAUGAAUAUGAUGAACAUGAACUCCCAAUUGGUUAUAUCAGAUCAGCCAGAGCUAGUACUAGUUCUAGCUCAAGUAGUCCCAUUGUGGAUAAUUUAACACCUCCUAACAAAUCCCAUUCAUUCAACAUUAACCGAAAGAGUAGAAGAAAUACCCUUAUGCUCAAUCAGCUCAUUAUUCCAAAGUUGAAUUUUAACAAUCUAAUGAAUCACGAAUCAGAAAUUAAUUCUGCAAAAUCAACAGUUGUUGAAAUUAGUGAACCAUUUGAAAUCCAAUUUUCUGUACUUAACAGAAAUGAAAACCCAAUCCCUAACUCUAAAGAUUCAGAUGAAGAGUUAUUCGAAUCUCCAAGAAGAUUCAGUUUUGCUAAAAAAACUCCAUCUGCUGAUCUUCCUUCCACAUCUCGUAGAUCCUCACUCUCAGAAUUUUUAAGAGACACCUACAUGAGAGAACAAUUCAAAACCUUCUCCAAAGAUGAAUAUUCACAAGAGAAUAUUAUCUUUUAUGAGGAAGUUUUGAAAUUUUUGAAUUCAAUCUUUUUAUCAGAAGAAGAACAAAGAGCCCUAGCUCUGAAACUCUACCAAUUAUUCAUUCCAUCCACUUCAGUCUACCAGUUAAAUCUUCCAAGCAAAUUAUUGGCCAAAUUCAAAGAUGAAUUUGACACUGAUUUUGAUAAUGUUGCCAAUGUAGUACUCCUCUACAAGGAAGCACUCACAGAAAUUGAACAUGUCAUGAAAGAUACCUACACUAGAUUCAAAAUGGGAAAAGAAUAUCAAAAGUACAAGCUUAGAAUGCUCAAUGAGGAUGAUGGCUUCACCACCUCACGUUAUUAA